GGCCGCGCCGCCGGAUGGUUCUACUUCUUCUCUUGCCCGGCGCGUCAGCGGCUACAGGGACUCCUGCGCACGGCAGUUCGCCCUGUUUACUUGUCUGUCUGGACGGACAACGCGUAGGUUCAUUUGACCCCCGGGCGUGCGGUGCGGUGCUAGGCCUCCGCCGCUGCUGCCAUGGAGACGUUGCCUCAGCCCGGCUGCCUGAUGCCGGCGCGCGGCAGCAACGGCAGCGGGAGCCCGCGCUCGUCCCACCCCAAUCGCCCGCACCGAGGGCCGGCCCACAAACGGGCAUUUGCACUUUAUAUCAAAUCAAGACAAGUCUCUAAAAUCAGCAAUCCAGAAUUGGAUGAGGAAAAUAUACAUUGGGAAUGCUGCGGACAGCAGUUUGAUAAAGAAAUGUGCAUUCACAAACAUGUGGGUAAAGAGCAUAUGUCUGAGGUCCUGCAACAAACUGAAGCAAUUUUCAAGUUGUUAGGACAAAAUAAAUCCAAGCUUACAAGAAAGCAAGAUUUCACAGAAAACAAAAUGUUAUUGUCACAACACACUAAAACAAAGGAAGAAUUUGACAUGUCUACAUGGAUACCUGAUACAAGCCACAUUAACUUUGAUCUAGCAUGUACAACAGGUGAAGUGCUGUUGUAUUAUUCCUAUUGUGACAUAGAGGAGCCCCAGGUGAUCUGCACGUGGCAAAAAGCCCUGUGUCAUCAGCUGCAUUUAACUGGCAAGGUGCGUAUCUCCAAAGAGGGAAUUAAUGGAACAGUUGGUGGAUGCAAAAUGGCAACUGAGCUGUAUAUUCAAACUAUGCUUUCCCAUCCACUCUUUCAAAAUAUAUCCAUGGAGGACUUUAAGCGGAGUGCUGGAGGAGCCCACUGUUUUCAAGAUCUGCGAGUUGGAGUUUUUAAAGAGGUUGUUCCCAUGGGAGUGGAUCCUGAAGAUAUCUCUUAUAAAGAUGCAGGAAUUCAUUUAACUCCAGAGGAAUUUCACAAAAAAGUGGAAGCAUUGUCCAAUAGUGCCCAAGUUCACCAGGACACCAUUUUGCUAGAUUGCCGGAACUUCUAUGAGAGUAAAAUAGGAAAUUUUCAACACUGCCUUGCUCCCAAUAUCCGGAAAUUCAGCUACUUUCCAGAUUACAUUGAUACAAAUUUGGAAUGCUUUAAGGGAAAACAAGUCCUGAUGUACUGCACAGGAGGAAUCCGCUGUGAACGAGGCUCAGCCUAUCUGAGGUCAAAGGAUGUGUGUAAGGAAGUUUACCAACUCAAAGGUGGCAUUCACAAAUAUCUUGAACAAUUCCCAAGCGGAUUUUACAAAGGAAAACUGUUUGUGUUUGACAAUCGCUAUGCCAUUUCUGUAAACGAUGACAUAAUUUCAGAGUGCAGAUAUUGUGGUGCCCCUUGGGAUGAAUACAAACUCUGCAGUACUGCUUCUUGCUGUCAGCUUGUUUUGUCCUGUCUUCUCUGUAGAGAAAAAGGCUUUGUAGCCUGUUGUGCUGUGUGCCAAGAAAAAGGAAAUGCAUCAUCCGAAACUCCAUCACAACCUUUGAGAAAAGAACAAUGCGAAUGUACUGAGAAGCGGGUGCGAAUCCCUGUUGUGCUUCCACAUUAGAUCCUUUGUUUAAGCUAUCCAACAUCUCAAAGCCGACAGGGAAUAAAUCAGAUUUUUAUUUUUUAAAGGGUUUUGAAUUACUGCAGAAACUUGCAUGUUCAGAAUGUUCCAAAUUUCUUAAUAGCCAAUUAAGUUAUUUUGACAUUUAAUUGUCUGCAAAGUUCUUUUGAUAUUCAAUUGUCCACACUGUAACACUGGGAAAACUACAACUAAUUUGAAUGCAGCAAGAUCCCACAUUCAGUAAAGAGAUAAAUAACUAGAACAUAUGUUUUAAAAAACUGUUUAAGUAUAAUUACACAAAAUAAGUUGGUUUUAUGCUAACCCUUUAAAAGGCCUUAUUAAAACCUAUUAAUGUAGGCUUUAUCAGCAUACUAUUUAAGAUUUCAGUUUUGUAUGAUCAUGUUUCAAUUAAAAUGCAAUCAAAUCAUUAACAUUUUCUGUU
This is a messenger RNA of Amblyraja radiata (thorny skate), 2041 nucleotides long. RefSeq names its product thiosulfate sulfurtransferase like domain containing 2 (gene tstd2). Bases 172 to 1599 code for a protein of 475 amino acids. Lineage: Eukaryota; Metazoa; Chordata; Chondrichthyes; Rajiformes; Rajidae. The transcript has 9 exons. The record is from RefSeq and is a predicted model, not a curated record.